Molecule: messenger RNA, 1346 nt
Organism: Enhydra lutris kenyoni (northern sea otter)
Lineage: Eukaryota; Metazoa; Chordata; Mammalia; Carnivora; Mustelidae
Product: coiled-coil domain containing 28A
Source: RefSeq, a predicted model, not a curated record
AUGAGGUUCCAAGGCCGGAGACGCGAGCCACAGUGGUGGGGCAGGAAGAGGCGAGGCUCCCUCCAGGGCACGGAGGCUCCGCCUCCACGUCAUUUCCGUAAACAAAAGGGACUGUGAGGCGGCAGGGUCCGGGAUGUGACCCCGGCUCAAGCUGCAGCAGUAGCGUCGCCGGCUGCAGCUGCGGCAGUGGCUUCGGAGGCUUCGGGGUCUUUGCAGUUUGAGAAAGAGGACCCCGAUCCUCUCCUUCCUCAGGUUUUAAGAAGCUGGCCUUGGUGCAGUAAGGAACUUAGAACAAUGGAAGAACGGAAAGUGAAGAGGAGGAGUCCUAAGUCUUUUAGUGCCCACUCUACUCAGGUUGUUAAUGCCAAAAAAAAUGCCAUUCCAGUUAGUAAAAGCACAGGGUUUUCAAAUCCUGCAUCACAGUCAACUUCACAGCGACCAAAGUUAAAAAGAGUGAUGAAAGAAAAGACCAGACCUCAGGGUGGAGAAGGAAAAGGUGCACAACCGACUCCUAUUCAGCACUCCUUCCUCACCGACGUCUCAGACGUUCAGGAGAUGGAGAGAGGGCUUCUCAGCCUUUUGAAUGAUUUCCACUCUGGAAAACUUCAAGCAUUCGGAAAUGAAUGUUCCAUUGAACAGAUGGAACAUGUUCGGGGAAUGCAGGAGAAAUUAGCUCGCUUGAAUUUGGAGCUCUAUGGGGAGUUAGAGGAACUUCCUGAGGAUAAGAGAAAAACAGCCAGUGACUCCAAUCUGGACAGGCUUCUGUCUGACUUAGAAGAACUGAAUUCUUCCAUACAAAAGUUACAUUUGGCUGAUGCACAAGAUGUUCCAAAUACUUCUACCAGCUAAAACGACAUGUGGUUGCUUUCUUGUGGCUUGAAGAGGAGCAGCAUUCGUUACUUUCCCAGCUGAAUCCAGUAGCAGAAUCACCUUCCACAAUAAGGAAUAAAGUGAUUAAAGUGCCAGUGCAAUGAUUGUUUUCACUCCUGCUUUUAGUAAAUUUGACUCGCUGCUAUUCAUCCUAACUGGAGCCUCGGCCUUGUUGAAGGCUUAAUCAGGUUGUGCUGCUAUGCUUUCCAUUGUUGCCUUAUGGGGGUUAUACUUGAAAUGCAUUGUGCAGAAUGUUAAUAAUAGGGCUGAAGGUUUCUCCUUCCUGAGCUCACCAAACUUAUUCCCAUGUUGCAUAUAAGUUGAUGAUGCCCAGGCUUUUUGUGGCAGCCCCCCGCUGCAGUUUACGUUAGACAAUCAGUACACACACUGGUGUUUUCCAGUGGCCAGCGACAACAAAACGGUAAAUGAGUAUUUGUGAAAUUUGCUAUUUUUAAUAAAAGUGAUUGUUUUACAUU